AAACAUCAAGCGCUGCGUGUUUACAUCACUUUGAUUUUCUCUCUUUAGUGUUUUAAACACAGUGUUGUGUGUUUGUGUGUGUGUGUGUGUGUGUGUGUAUGUAUUUGUGUUUAAUAAUGACGUCACAGGCGGAUGGGAUGUAUUCUGUCACACUGAUGGAGAUGAAAACAGAACUCACAGUGAAGGAAGAACAGACAGAUGAAGAUGAGAAUCAUGAUGAUUUUAUUCCUUCAGUCAAACGGGUGAACGGCAUGAACCUGGAGAUGAAAACAGAACCCACAGCGGAGGAAGAACAGACUGAUGAAGAUGAGAACUGUGAUGAUUUGCUUCCUUCAGGCAUGGUCCGGUGGUCGACUAUUUUACUCAAUGGUGUGAUGCCUCUAAACAUUGAUGCCCAAAAAACCUUUUGAAAGUGAUGAGAGCGGUGAUUCAUGUGGUGAUGGAGAAACGGCCUCUACAUCAAAACACACACAACAGAAACUCUUCACCUGCACCAGAUGUGACAUCAGCUUUCCUACCUUACAAGAGAGGAGACGUCAUACAAAUGCGCACAGAGACAAGAAACACUUUCACUGUCAGGAGUGUGGGAAGAGUUAUUUUACAACUUCAUCUAAUAUUAACGCUCACAUGAAGAGACACACUGCUGAAAAGUCUUUCUACUGCAGUGAAUGUGGCAAGUGUUUCGGCACCAAAGGAAGUCUUGUUAUUCAUCAGAGAAUUCACAUGGCAGAAAAACCGUACGCGUGUCCUCACUGUGACAAGAGAUUCAACCAUACAUCUCAUGUUAAGAGACACAUACAUUCACACAACAAUGAGAGACCGUAUCAGUGCAGUGAAUGUGGAAAAACCUUCAGGGAAUCAGGUUGUCUAAAGUCACAUAAAAAAAUACACUCUGAGAAACUCUUUCAUUGUUCACAUUGUGAUGAACGUUUCCAUCAUAAAUCUUCUCUAACAUGUCAUGAGAGAACUCACACUGGAGAGAAACCUUACGUCUGCUCUCACUGCGGAAGGAGCUUUUCUGAUCAAAGUGCAUUAAGACUUCAUCAGAGAAUUCACACGGGAGAAAAACCGUACGCGUGUCCUCACUGUGAGAAGAGAUUCAGUCAAAAAGCAUAUCUGAAGAGACACGUGUAUCUCCACACCAAUGAGAGACCGUAUCAGUGCAGUGAAUGUGGAAAAGGCUUCAGGGAUUCACUUUGUCUCAAGUCACACCAAAAAAUACACUCUGAGAAACUCUAUCAGUGUUCACACUGUAAUAAACGUUUCCAUCAGAAAGCUAAUCUUAUAUGUCAUGAGAGAAUUCACACUGGAGAGAAACCUUACGUCUGCCCAAUCUGCAGCGAGAGAUUCACUUAUUUAAGAAGUCUUCAGACUCAUCUGAAGAAACAUGUUAAAACUUGUGAAGAAGAUUUCAUUCAUACAGACAGCUCAAACAACAGCCCAAUGUUAGAAAAGCUGGAAAAUAUCCACAUAAAAUCUACCAUAAAACGUGAAUGUUGUUUAUAAAUAUAUUAUUUUUAUUGUAGUAUACUAACAACAUCUGUUUGAGGUUCUCGUGGACUCCUGUUAAUACUAAACACACAGUAACACAUCAUUGCAGCUAACACGGUUACGUGACCACGUACUUGGACCAGACCAUAUUCCUUGCCACAACAAACAUAUUGGACGUUUCUGAGACUGAUGAUUUCCUCCUAAAGAAGUAAAUGGAACAGACCAUAUUAGUACACGUACUUCAUCAGUACCAAAAAACGUUUCUGGGACCUGACCAGCCGACAUCCCAACGACCAAACAGUUCAAAUCUUUUUAUAAUUUUAUUUAAACAGAUCCUCCCUCAAAUUGAGGAUUGAAUUAAUUUGUGAUUCAAUCUGUGCAUUUAAGUUUCAAUUUUAUGCAUAAUUUGAAAUGAAAUCUUAUUUUUUCUUAAAUGUAACACAGCACCACACAUCAGCAUCAGAUAUUAUAGAUACUGAAGUAAAUUAUGUAAAUAACCUUAUGAUAAUAAAUUCUUUAAGUUAAAAUUUA
Molecule: messenger RNA, 2022 nt
Organism: Triplophysa dalaica
Lineage: Eukaryota; Metazoa; Chordata; Actinopteri; Cypriniformes; Nemacheilidae
Product: zinc finger protein 239-like
Exons: 3
Coding region: 391-1506 (371 amino acids)
Biological process (GO): regulation of transcription by RNA polymerase II
Molecular function (GO): DNA-binding transcription factor activity; RNA polymerase II cis-regulatory region sequence-specific DNA binding
Source: RefSeq, a predicted model, not a curated record